Messenger RNA from Hibiscus syriacus, 2565 nucleotides. RefSeq names its product beta-galactosidase 13-like. Gene Ontology annotation, biological process: carbohydrate metabolic process. The record is from RefSeq and is a predicted model, not a curated record. The transcript is spliced from 17 exons. NCBI's taxonomy places the organism in Eukaryota, Viridiplantae, Streptophyta, Magnoliopsida, Malvales, Malvaceae. Bases 28 to 2565 code for a protein of 845 amino acids. Gene Ontology annotation, cellular component: vacuole; cell wall. Gene Ontology annotation, molecular function: carbohydrate binding; beta-galactosidase activity.
AAAGUUGUGAAAAUUUAUAUAAGUAGAAUGGUGGAAGUAGUGGAACCAAGUCGUGUACUUUUGAUAACCCUUUUGUUGACUUUGCUGGUUACUUCCGGCAUCGCUCAAAACCAAGACGAUGGCGAUGGAGAGGUCGACGAUAUGGCCGGAAGUAAUGUACCGAAGGAGGUGACGUAUGAUGGAAGGUCUUUGAAAAUUAAUGGCAAAAGGGCUCUUCUCUUUUCAGGCUCCAUUCAUUACCCUCGCAGCACACCAGAAGUCUGGCCCGAACUCCUCCGAAAAUCGAAAGAGGGAGGCCUGAACGCGAUCGAGACGUAUACUUUCUGGAACGGUCAUGAGGCGGUUCAGGGGAAGUACAACUUUGAAGGACGAUAUGACUUGGUUAAGUUCAUCCAGUUGGUUCACCAACAUAAACUGUAUGCAGUCCUUAGAGUUGGCCCCUUCAUCCAGGCUGAGUGGAACCAUGGAGGAUUGCCAUAUUGGCUAAGAGAAGUCCCAAACAUCGUAUUUCGUUCCGAUAACGAACCGUUCAAGUACCACAUGAAAAGGUUUGUCACGAUGAUCGUCGACAAACUGAAGCAAGCCAAGUUGUUUGCUCCACAAGGAGGCCCUAUUAUCUUAUCACAGAUUGAGAAUGAAUAUAAAACCAUUCAAUUAGCAUACAGAGAACAUGGAGACAGUUAUAUUCGGUGGGCAGCAAAGAUGGCCCUUAGCUUGGAUGUCAAAGUCCCAUGGAUCAUGUGCAAGCAAAAUGAUGCACCGGAUCCGAUCAUCAAUACGUGCAAUGGAAGGCACUGUGGAGAUACUUUCAUGGGUCCAAAUGGUCCCAACAAGCCUACACUGUGGACUGAGAACUGGACUGCACAGUUUAGAGUAUUCGGAGAUCCACCGUCUCAAAGAUCAGCAGAGGAUUUGGCAUAUUCGGCUGCUCGGUUCUUCUCAAAAAGUGGAACUAUGGUCAACUACUAUAUGUACCACGGUGGCACGAAUUAUGCUAGAACAGCCGCUUCUUUUAUAACAACUCGCUACUAUGAUGAAGCCCCUCUGGAUGAGUUCGGUCUAAUAAGGGAACCGAAAUGGGGUCACCUCAAGGACGUUCACUGGGCUAUAAGGUUGUGCAAGAGAGCUCUAUUUUCCGGUUCCCAUGUUUUCGUAAAGUUGGGUACGGACAAAGAGGCUCAUGUCUGGGAGCAACCUGGAACUGGAAUCUGUGCAGCUUUCUUGUCCAACAAUGACACCAAGAAGCCACAAGUUCUCAAUUUCAGGGGUCGGGAUUACGACCUUCCGCCUCGCUCCAUUACCAUCCUCCCCGACUGCAAGACCGAGGUCUACAACACUCAAAUGAUCACAUCACAACAUAACUCGAGAAAUUUUGUGAGAUCAGCAAAUGCAAACAAGAACUUUGACUGGGAGAUGUACAAAGAAGUCCUUCCUACUGAACCAGCAGCUGUGAAUCCGGAGCCAAGGGAGCUUUUUGAGUUGACAAAAGAUCGAACUGACUACGCUUGGUACACAACUACAAUCGAAAUGAAUAGUCGUGACAUACCGAUGAAGAAAGGUAUCCUCCCGGUUUUUAGGGUUGCAAGUUUUGGCCAUGGACUCCAUGCCUAUAUAAAUGGCAAAUACAUAGGUACUGCACAUGGUAGCAAGGUUGAGAAGGACUUUGUUUUCCAGAGACCUGUAAAUUUCAAGGAAGGGCCUAACCAUAUUGCUCUCUUGGGGUUUUUAGUAGGACUUCCGGAUAGUGGAGCCAACAUGCAUAGACGAUACGCCGGACCUCGUUCCAUCACUAUCCUAGGUUUGAACACUGGAACACUUGACAUAACAUUAAAUGGUUGGAGCCAUCAGGUUGGACUUGAUGGAGAAAAGCAUCAAAUAUACACAGAACAAGGGUCAGAGAAGGUACAAUGGACUAAGGCCGACGUAUCAGAAGGCCUAACAUGGUUCAGGGGAUAUUUUGAUGCACCUGAAGGGAACAAUCAACUUGCUGUACAGAUGACUGGUAUGUCCAAAGGCAUGGUUUGGGUCAAUGGCCAAAACAUUGGGAGAUUUUGGAUGUCUUACCUCUCCCCUCUAAAGCAGCCGACUCAAUCCGAGUACCUAAUCCCAAGAUCAUACCUUCAACCAAAAAAUAAUCUCAUUGUUAUACUGGACGAAGAGAAGGGCGAUCCUAAAGACGUCGAGGUACUUCUUGCUGACAGAGAUACAAUAUGCAGUUAUAUAACCGAAUAUCAUCUACCGUCCGUGAGGUUAUUCGACACCAAAGCAGGCCAACUUCGAGCCUUGCAGAAUGACUUGUAUCCAAGAGUUGAACUCACAUGUCCAAACCAGAAACUAAUCGUCGACGUCGAAUUCGCCAGCUUCGGUGAUCCUUUCGGUUCUUGUGGGAACUACAUGCUCGGAAAUUGCACGUCUCCGGUGUCGAAGCAAGUUGUCGAAAAGUUUUGCUUGGAAAAAUCAAGAUGCAAGAUCCCAUUGCACAUUGAAGAAUUCAAGAAAAAUGAUGCAUGUCCCGAAAGGAAGAAGGCUUUGGCCGUCCAAGUGAAAUGUGCUUCUAAAUCUUAA